Molecule: messenger RNA, 1524 nt
Organism: Diaporthe amygdali
Lineage: Eukaryota; Fungi; Ascomycota; Sordariomycetes; Diaporthales; Diaporthaceae
Exons: 7
Coding region: 1-1524 (507 amino acids)
Molecular function (GO): heme binding; monooxygenase activity; iron ion binding
Source: RefSeq, a predicted model, not a curated record
AUGACCAACAUUCCAGUCACCAAAGAAGAACUCGCUGCUUCAUUCGCCGUGGGUGCUGGCUUGCACCAGGCGUUCCUCCGCCAUGGAGAAUGGGAUAACUAUAGCUUCAAGCUCAUCGUUUCAGCCGCCGCGGUUGAGACGCUUCUGAGCCUCUUUGUGCAUGUGUACUUUUCCGAGCCCCCAGCCGAUGCCAUUUGGCAUGCGCUUUAUUGGACCCUCGCGGCCACUGCUGGAAUAUACACCAGCAUGCUCCUAUACAGGGCCUUCUUCCACCGGCUGCGUUCUCUUCCCGGGCCCUUUGCCGCCCGCCUGUCGACGUUUUAUAUGACCUAUUUGAGCGCGAGGCGCGGGCAGGUCUACCAAGAUGUCAGGGCUCUCCACAGGAAGUAUGGCGACUAUGUCCGGGUCGGGCCCACAGAGAUCUCCAUCGCGGACCCGGCAGCAUUUGCCGCCAUCCACUCAGCCACAUCGCAGUGCGAGAGAGCUUUGAAAGACUAUGAAGGCCGUGUGGCCGGGUACACAGAUGAGCUCCUCGGGGCUAUCGGCACCAAAGGCAAGGGCAAACCGUUCAAUGCCUCAAAAUAUUUCAACUACUACUCCUUCGACAUCAUGGGAGAUCUUGCCUUUGGAAGGUCCUUCAAUAUGAUGAGAGAUGGCAUUGACCACUAUUUCUUCACGUCGACUCACCUGAAUAUGGCAAUAAUCGGUUUGUUCAGCCGUGUCGUGUGGCUGUUCCCCAUAUACAAGGCAAUCCCCAUCAUGAACCACGAAUAUAUUAGGUUCCAGCGUUUCAUCAGGGCUACGGCCAAGAAAAGGAUGGAUAAUGAACCACAUGUUCCUGAUGUCUUUCACUGGAUAUUGAAGGACUAUAAACAAACGCCAAACCCAAGUUGGCAAGAAACAGAAGAUCUGGUCGGAGACGCAAGUCUCAUCGUAGUAGCCGGCAGUGACACGACCGCAGCAACACUGACCUGCUUGUUCUAUAACCUGACAACGCACCCCGAAGUGUACAAGACUCUCCAGAAAGAGGUUGACGAGUUCUUCGCGUCCGAGGCGACAAGUGACAACUUCGAGACCUCCUCCUUGGGAAAGCUCCAAUAUCUCCAGGCAUGCAUUGAUGAGUCCCUCCGGCUGUUCCCACCCGUCAUGUCCGGCCUGCAGAGACAGACGCCACCGCAGGGGGUCCAGAUCGGGGAGCGGUUUAUCCCAGGAAAUACUAUUGUCAUGACACCAACCUACACCAUGUGCAGAGAUCCCAGAGCCUUUCCGAGAGGGGACGAGUUCAUUCCUGAGCGAUGGACCACUCAGCCCGAGCUCAUCAAGGACGCCGCAGUCAAUGUGCCCUUCUCAGUCGGCAAGCAGCUCGGCCUGAUGGAAGUCCGCCGGGUCACAUCUCUGAUCGCACACAAAUACAACGUCACGAUGGCGCCAGACCAGACCAAGGAGGCCUUCCUCGGCGGCCUGCGAGACAACUUCACCCUUGCUACGCCCGCCCUGAAUCUGGUCUUUUCGCCGAGGAAUUAG